AUGGCAGCACCGCACACAUACAAAGCCUACCGACGCAGCAAGGGGGCCACACCUAAAACCCUCCAACUGACAACGGAAGAGCUUCCUUCAAGCUUGGAUGAUGAUGAAGUCCUCAUUCGAAUUCAUGCUGUCUCUCUCAACUAUAGAGAUGUAGCAAUGCUACACGGAAAAUACCCUGUGAAAUUCCUUGACGAAGGAAUCCCCGUCUCGGACUGUGCCGCUGAAGUUAUUUCAGUCGGUUCUAGAGUCCACGAUUUUGAGAUCGGAGACCGUGUCACCGCGAUCUUUGACCUGAAGAACUUGACCGGUACGGAAGACGAGAGCAGCGGUCUCGGUGGCGAGGCAGAGGGUGUGCUUCGCGAGUAUGCUGUUUUCAACCAAAAUCUUCUCCUGCACUUGCCAAAGCAUCUUUCUUGGGAAGAGGUGAGUUACCAGGCCCUUCAGAGACGGGCCAUAUUUACCUUUCUGAGACUUACACCUUUCACUCUUUGUAGGCGGCAUGUCUUGCAUGCGCCGGCGUGA
Molecule: messenger RNA, 522 nt
Organism: Penicillium manginii
Lineage: Eukaryota; Fungi; Ascomycota; Eurotiomycetes; Eurotiales; Aspergillaceae
Exons: 1
Coding region: 1-522 (173 amino acids)
Source: RefSeq, a predicted model, not a curated record